Molecule: messenger RNA, 619 nt
Organism: Phalaenopsis equestris
Lineage: Eukaryota; Viridiplantae; Streptophyta; Magnoliopsida; Asparagales; Orchidaceae
Product: alpha,alpha-trehalose-phosphate synthase [UDP-forming] 5-like
Exons: 2
Biological process (GO): trehalose biosynthetic process
Cellular component (GO): cytosol
Molecular function (GO): catalytic activity
Source: RefSeq, a predicted model, not a curated record
UUUGGUUCAUGCCAGGCCAAAGAACUUCUAGAUCACCUGGAAAGUGUUCUAUCCAAUGAGCCCGUUUCUGUGAAGAGUGGCCAACAUUUUGUAGAAGUAAAACCUCAGGGUGUCACAAAGGGCAUAGUUGCAGAGUGCCUUCUCUCAUUGAUGCAGAAGAAGGACAAGCUUCCCGAUUUCGUUCUAUGCAUUGGUGAUGAUAGAUCUGACGAGGAUAUGUUUGAGGUGAUCAACAGUGCAAGGGAAGGACUCACCUUAUCGCCUGUCGCCGAAGUGUUCGCCUGCACCGUUGGGCAGAAGCCGAGCAAAGCAAAAUAUUAUCUCGAGGAUACGAUGGAGAUUAUGAGAAUGUUGCAGGGCCUCGCCAUGGCUUCAAACCAAAUGGCGCUUGUUUCUUCUUCCCAGUCUCUCAGUAUUCUUCAAAUCAUGUAAUCCAUAUGUCAUGUAUAUAUCUUCUUUCUGCUAUAUUUUAUAUGCUUAGGUUGAUAUAUGUUGUGAUUUGAGUUGUGCCAUUGUGACUUUAGUGGGUUGAGCUGUGCUGUUCUGAUGAUGCGGUCAGAUUUUUUUUUGUGUCAAUUUUUUAUUGUUUCUAUGGUUAAAUUUGAGAGUUUGUUCUAUC